Molecule: messenger RNA, 483 nt
Organism: Closterium sp. Naga37s-1
Lineage: Eukaryota; Viridiplantae; Streptophyta; Zygnematophyceae; Desmidiales; Closteriaceae
Source: the annotation of a GenBank genome assembly
AUGGUGGACAAGGUCAUGCGCACGGUGGUGGGGGAGCUUGAGCGUUCGUGCAUUUGGGGUCAACAGUUCAAGUAUUUGCAAUAUGUGAUCUACAACACCAACCUGGAAGUGCAGGGCAUCCACACUGUUCGCUGGCUGUCAAGAGGUGAUGCGGUGCAGAGGUUGUGCAAGGUUCUGUGUGCGUGCAUUGUUCUGCUGUACGAGAAUAAUCACAAGGCGUACGAGAUUGUGAUGAGCUUCAAGUUCCAGUUCUGCCUGUUUUUCCUCGCCGACAUCCUCGCUGACAUGAACGACUCCAACCGAUGUUUUCAGAAGCGAGAGUUGGAUGUGACGGAGAUCUCCAAGGUCGUUGACCAUACAACAUCGGAUCUGCAGCACCGGUACUUGGAGAACGAGGGGCAGUUCGGUGGUGAAGGCAAGUGCUGGCUGGUGGAUUUCCUGCAGCUGUACGGGCAUGGCGGAGGCACGAAGGUGUGGGUGUGA